GCAGGAACUUCGACAAAAACGUUCCCCUCAGCUACAUCAAGGGACUGAUGGGUGUCCACCCCGACAGCAAGAACUACAGACUCCCACUUCACUACCACACGGAGAUCCCCGAUGACCUGCCGGAAUCUUUUGAUGCGCGGGAGCAGUGGUCCCACUGCAGCAGCAUCCACGUCAUCCGCGACCAAUCUACGUGUGGAUCGUGUUGGGCGUUUGGAGCCACGGAAGCCAUGUCAGACCGAAUCUGCAUCCAUACCAACGGAAAAGUUCAGGUGAACGUGUCAGCCGAGGACCUACUCACAUGCUGUGACGGUUGUGGUUUCGGAUGCAACGGAGGGUUCCCUGCUAAUGCUUGGGAUUUCUACAAGCAAAAAGGCCUUGUUACCGGUGGUCUGUACGGUACCGAGGAUGGUUGCCAGCCUUACUACUUCCCGCCCUGCGAACACCACACCAAGGGACCACUGCCUCCAUGCAAAGGAAUCAAGCCAACGCCCAAAUGCGUACGUGACUGUCGCAAAGGGUACGAGAAGAGCUAUAGCCAGGACAAACACUUCGGUAAGAAGGUUUACUCCAUUUCUGACGACGAGACCCAGAUCAGGACGGAAAUAUUUAGGAACGGACCCGUGGAAGCAGACUUCACUGUCUACGCAGACUUCUUGUCGUACAAAAGCGGAGUUUAUCAGCAUCACAGUGAUCAGUUACUAGGUGGUCACGCGGUUCGCAUCUUAGGCUGGGGCAAUGAGAAUGGCGUCCCAUACUGGUUGGUCGCCAACUCCUGGAACCAGGACUGGGGAGACAAAGGUUACUUCAAGAUUCGCCGAGGAAAUGACGAGUGUGGCAUUGAGGACGAUAUCAACGCCGGCAUUCCUAAGGAGCCUAAGGCAUACUGGACGUGCAUCAUGAAGGUUCUCGUGAUAUGCGCAUUGCUCGUGGUGGCGGCCCAAGGCCGCAUCAUGGCUCCACCGUCUCUGAAACCACUGUCUGACGAAAUGAUAAACUUCAUCAACAACCUCAACACCACAUGGAAGGCCGGCAGGAACUUCGACGAAAAGGUUCCCCUCAGCUACAUCAAGGGACUGAUGGGCGUCCACCCCGACAGCAAGAACUACAGGCUCCCGCUUCACUACCACACGGAGAUCCCCGAUGACCUGCCCGAAUCUUUUGACGCCCGAGAGCAGUGGUCCAACUGCAGCAGCAUCCACCUCAUCCGGGACCAAUCCGAGUGUGGAUCAUGUUGGGCAUUCGGAGCGGCGGAAGCCAUGUCCGACCGAAUCUGCAUCCACACCAACGGAAAAGUCCAGGUGAACAUCUCAGCCGAGGACCUGCUUACAUGCUGCAAUAGUUGCGGGGGCGGAUGCAACGGAGGAUUCCCUGCUGCCGCUUGGCACUUUUACGAGAAAGAAGGCGUCGUUACCGGUGGUCUCUACGCUACCGACGACGGCUGCCAGCCUUACUACUUCCCGCCAUGCGAGCACUACGGCACGGGACCACUGCCUCCGUGCAAGGGAAUCAAGCCAACGCCCAAAUGCGUACGCAAAAAGGUCUACUCAAUUUCCCAAGAUGAGAGCCAGAUCAAGACUGAAAUAUUCAAGAAUGGACCAGUGGAAGCAGACUUCAUGGUAUACGCGGAUUUUAUGUCGUACAAGAGCGGAGUUUACCAACACCACAGCGACGAUGUCCUGGGUGGUCACGCGAUCAAAAUCCUAGGUUGGGGCACUGAGAACGGCGUGCCGUACUGGCUGGUUGCAAACUCCUGGAACAAACACUGGGGUGACAAAGGCUACUUCAAGAUUCUCCGCGGAAAGGAUGAGUGUGACAUUGAGGAUCACAUCAACGCCGGUAUUCCCAAGGAAGCCAAAGCGUUUAUGACAGAAUGUGGUCCCACAUCCGAUUUACUGCGCAAAAUUUUUCUACUAAAGAAGUCGGACGCUCUCUCAUUUACCUGGGGGCGUAUCUGGCAAAACCGAGACACAAUGAAGGCUCUCGCAUUAUUAGCGCUGUUCGCCGUAGCAGCCCAGGGUCGCAUCAUGGCCCCAUCGUCUGUGAAGCCGUUGUCUGACGAAAUGAUAAACUUCAUCAACAACCUUAACACCACCUGGAAGGCUGGCAGGAACUUUGACGAGAACAUUCCGUUCAGCUACAUCAAGGGGCUCAUGGGCGUCCACCCCGACAGCAAGAACUACAGGCUUCCGCUUCACUACCACACGGAGAUCCCCGAUGACCUGCCCGAAUCUUUUGACGCCCGGGAGCAGUGGUCCCACUGCAGCAGCAUCCACCUCAUCCGGGACCAGUCCACGUGUGGUUCGUGUUGGGCAUUCGGAGCUGUGGAAGCCAUGUCCGACCGAAUCUGCAUCCACACCAAAGGCCGAGUCCAGGUGAACAUCUCUGCCGAAGACCUGCUCACGUGCUGUGAAGACUGUGGUGACGGGUGUAACGGAGGAUUCCCGCCUUCAGCAUGGCAGUUCUACAAGGACAAAGGCCUUGUUACCGGUGGCCUGUAUGGUACGGAUGAUGGUUGCCAGCCUUACCACUUCCCACCCUGUGAACAUCACACCAAGGGACGACUGCCUCCGUGCAAGGGAGACGGUCCGACACCUGAGUGUGUGCGAAACUGCCGCCAGGGAUACGAGAAGAGCUACAGCCAAGACAAACACUUCGGUAAGAAAGUCUACACACUAUCUGGCGACGAAGACCAGAUAAAGACGGAGAUUUACAAGAACGGACCCGUGGAAGCAGACUUUACUGUCUACUCGGACUUCCUGUCAUAUAAGAGCGGAGUUUACCAGAAGCACAGUGACGAUGUUCUGGGCGGUCACGCUAUUCGCAUCUUAGGCUGGGGCUCUGAGAACGGCGUCCCUUACUGGCUCGUCGCAAACUCCUGGAACGAAGACUGGGGAGACAAAGGCUACUUCAAGAUUCGUCGUGGAAAUGACGAGUGUGGCAUCGAAGAUGACGUCAACGCCGGAAUUCCCAAGGAACUCAAGGCAUAGAACGAGUAAUGAGCAAUGGUUCUAGUGACGUUGUCGGAUGUGACAGAAAAAUUGUGAAGUAUUAUUUAUAACAAUAAAACAAGUUACUUUCUCUUUA
Messenger RNA from Rhipicephalus microplus (southern cattle tick), 3084 nucleotides. Its product is annotated as cathepsin B-like. Gene Ontology annotation, biological process: regulation of catalytic activity; proteolysis. Gene Ontology annotation, molecular function: cysteine-type endopeptidase activity. NCBI's taxonomy places the organism in Eukaryota, Metazoa, Arthropoda, Arachnida, Ixodida, Ixodidae. The record is from RefSeq and is a predicted model, not a curated record.